Molecule: messenger RNA, 2370 nt
Organism: Phytophthora infestans T30-4
Lineage: Eukaryota; Oomycota; Peronosporomycetes; Peronosporales; Peronosporaceae
Exons: 3
Coding region: 1-2370 (789 amino acids)
Molecular function (GO): ATP binding; ATP hydrolysis activity
Source: RefSeq, a predicted model, not a curated record
AUGCUGCCCUCAAUGCAUUGCCUCGACGGUGGCCGCAGCGCUGCCUCCAACACGCCUCUAGACCUGAGUGCAUCGCUCUCUCGCAAGGAAAAACGCGGCAUGAAACGCGUCGAUUCCAAUGCCCCCAAAGCUCCCAUUAUUAUCGCCACCUCGCAGCAAAGUCGAUUCCACACUGUCACAUUUGACGAGUUCGGCAAGAACGUUCUACUCAACCAGUUCACACUCGCCAUUGGAACGCCGUCAUCCGAUGAGACUGCAGAUCCUGUUGGCGUCGUAGAGCUGCUAAGAGAUACCCAAUUGAAGCUCAAUUACGGCUCUCGUUACGGUCUUGUGGGUCCCAAUGGAAUCGGCAAGUCCACACUACUCACAGCUUUAGCAGACGGACUGGUCGAAGGGCUUCCGACGUCACUCAAGAUCCUGUACGUGAACCAGUUGGACACGUCGUCGUUAACUCCCGAAUCGGCACAGCAGUCGGUACUGCACACGGUGUUGAGUGCAGACACGAGAGUUAGUGAGCUGCAAUAUAAAAUUGAUAUAUUCCAAAAGGCUGAGUUGCUCCAUACGUUGCUAACUAUCCAAGUAAUGGAGGCAGAGCAAGCUCAAGACGCUGCUAGUAAGAUCGCCAUUAAGAGAAGUGGCAUGCUCGGUAAGGAUGCCAGACUAAGGCUGCUGGAAGCCGAGCACAAGACAGCAGAUUUACGUCAGCGACUGCAAUUCACGCUGUCGGAUAUGGAGCACGAGAGCGUAAUCGCAGCCAAUGAGACGGAGAUCUUGCAUGAAAUCCACCAGAAAAUGGAACAAUUCCAACAAGAAUUAAAGAUACUGGAUGAAGCUUCCAUGGAAGCACGUGCACGCCGAAUACUGGCGAGUAUGGGUGUCGGUCCAGCCAAGCAGGAUGCUCCACUGGCGUCGCGAAGUGGUGGCUGGCAAGUACGUAUUCUUCUGGCUCGAGUGUUGUUCAUGGAGCCAGAUUUUUUACUACUGGAUGAGCCGACGAAUCACUUGGACAUGCCUUCGAUUUUGUGGCUAAAAAACUAUCUCCUUACUCUCGACGACGUGCUUGGAACGCCAGUCACACUUGUAGUAGUAUCCCACGACCGGUUCUUCUUAAAUGCCGUGACGGAAGAGACUAUCUUCUUCCGUGGAUACGACAAGACACUCGCUUACUAUGAAGGAACUUACGACUCCUUCGAGCUGGCUAUGAUGAGGAAAAGACAGUUCAAUGCUCGUCUACAAACCAAACUGGACAAGAAGACGGACCAGAUGAACGCUAUGGUCUCUAAGAUCUCCCAACAAGCUACACGAUCGAAAGAUGACAAGAAGAUGCAAGUCGCAGCUUCAAAAAAGAAGAAAAUGGAUCGGAUUGGUAGCGAACGUAGUGCCAAAGGAACACGAUUCAAACUUAACCGGGACCGCGCGGGGUAUUUCCUUACUAACCGCGAUCAAGCAGAGGAGCAAGCUAAGUACGACGAGACCGAAGGUGGCAACAGUGGAAGCUCCGCAUGGCGUAUACUAUCCAGUAGUCCUCCUCAGAUCCGGAAUCUGACGAAACUGGACAACACGACGAUGGUUUCGCUUGAAAAUGUAUCGUUUCGAUACGAUACAUUCAACGAAAAGCCCAAAUUUCCACUUGUGUUUGAGAAACUCAAUCUUACCAUAAACUACGGUGACAAAGUAGUUCUGGUGGGACGCAAUGGUGCGGGUAAAACGACAUUUAUGAAGCUGCUGAGCAAAGGAUUAGAGCCGGAAAGUGGCAAAGUGGAGUAUUUCCACGGAGCACGGAUUGCGUCAUUGAUGCAACAUAACGUGGAAGACCUCAAACGUCAGGAAUGGUCUCGAGGUCUCACUCCAUUGGAGUUAUUGCGCACACGACUGCAAACGGAUGACGCGGUAUCAGACGUGGGAGCUGCUGGAGUCGCAAGUGAUGGUAAAAUACGUGGGUAUUUAAGUAGUUUCGGUAUCACAGGUGGGAUUGCCGUCGCCGUCCCGCUCCACGCUCUAUCAGGCGGACAAUUGGUACGCGUGGGGUUGGCCUGGGCUACGUUCCCAUACCCGCCGCACGUGUUGCUGCUCGAUGAGCCCACGAACCAUUUGGACAUGAACACGAUUCAACUGUUAGGUGAGGCUCUGCGCAAGUAUCAAGGAGCGGUGGCGCUCAUUUCGCACGACUUGCAUUUCCUCGACAUUCUCACAAACGGGAAACAACGCGGAGAGGAAGAUGGAGAUGAAGACGAAGAUGAAGCAUGUGGUCGUGUGCGGGUCUUUGAAGUGAGCAAGAAGAAGGGCGUAGUGUCUCUCCUGCCACUUGAGCGAGUGGAAACGUAUCAAGAGAAAGAGGAGAGUCGCAUGGCUUCCCUAGGCCGCAUAUAA